Closterium sp. Naga37s-1 is the source of this 1467-nucleotide messenger RNA. NCBI's taxonomy places the organism in Eukaryota, Viridiplantae, Streptophyta, Zygnematophyceae, Desmidiales, Closteriaceae. The record is from the annotation of a GenBank genome assembly.
AUGGCAGCGGGGCUCAUGGCCGCCACUCACUGCAUGGCAGCGGGGCUCAUGGCCGCCACUCACUGCAUGGCAGCGGGGCUCAUGGCCGCCACUCACUGCAUGGCAGCGGGGCUCAUGGCCGCCACUCACUGCAUGGCAGCGGGGCUCAUGGCCGCCACUCACUGCAUGGCAGCGGGGCUCAUGGGCGGCACUCACUGCAUGGCAGCAGGGCUCAUGGGCGGCACUCACUGCAUGGCAGCGGGGCUCAUGGCCGCCACUCACUGCAUGGCAGCGGGGCUCAUGGGCGGCACUCACUGCAUGGCAGCAGGGCUCAUGGGCGGCACUCACUGCAUGGCAGCAGGGCUCAUGGGCGGCACUCACUGCAUGGCAGCGGGGCUCAUGGCCGCCACUCACUGCAUGGCAGCGGGGCUCAUGGGCGGCACUCACUGCAUGGCAGCAGGGCUCAUGGGCGGCACUCACUGCAUGGCAGCGGGGCUCAUGGCCGCCACUCACUGCAUGGCAGCGGGGCUCAUGGGCGGCACUCACUGCAUGGCAGCAGGGCUCAUGGGCGGCACUCACUGCAUGGCAGCGGGGCUCAUGGCCGCCACUCACUGCAUGGCAGCGGGGCUCAUGGCCGCCACUCACUGCAUGGCAGCGGGGCUCAUGGGCGGCACUCACUGCAUGGCAGCAGGGCUCAUGGGCGGCACUCACUGCAUGGCAGCGGGGCUCAUGGCCGCCACUCACUGCAUGGCAGCGGGGCUCAUGGGCGGCACUCACUGCAUGGCAGCAGGGCUCAUGGGCGGCACUCACUGCAUGGCAGCGGGGCUCAUGGCCGCCACUCACUGCAUGGCAGCGGGGCUCAUGGCCGCCACUCACUGCAUGGCAGCGGGGCUCAUGGCCGCCACUCACUGCAUGGCAGCGGGGCUCAUGGCCGCCACUCACUGCAUGGCAGCGGGGCUCAUGGGCGGCACUCACUGCAUGGCAGCGGGGCUCAUGGGCGGCACUCACUGCAUGGCAGCAGGGCUCAUGGGCGGCACUCACUGCAUGGCAGCGGGGCUCAUGGGCGGCACUCACUGCAUGGCAGCAGGGCUCAUGGGCGGCACUCACUGCAUGGCAGCGGGGCUCAUGGCCGCCACUCACUGCAUGGCAGCGGGGCUCAUGGGCGGCACUCACUGCAUGGCAGCAGGGCUCAUGGGCGGCACUCACUGCAUGGCAGCAGGGCUCAUGGGCGGCACUCACUGCAUGGCAGCAGGGCUCAUGGGCGGCACUCACUGCAUGGCAGCAGGGCUCAUGGCCGGCACUCGUGUCAGGACGACCGCGGAGCCUGCGGCGGGCCUUCCGCCAGCAGCCUCGCGCGGCGAGUCGUCGCUGUGGAAGAAUCCCCUGCUCGGGUCAUCCGUGUUAUUAGCCAGCUCCGCGUUCUGCCCGUGGUCUGCUUUCGGCUUGACCUUGCUGAUUUGCGACAGCUUUCGCUUCAUCCCCGCGUGA